AUGAGCUAUCUGGGAGAAGUCCGCAUUGGACAUAAGGCGCCUGACUUUCACUGCGAAGCAGUCAUCGGAGGUGCAAUCAAAGAAGUGUCGCUGAGCACUUUCAUUCGCCCUUCAACAGUACCGGGCGCGCCCGACCCCGAUGCACCUUGGUUGCUUCUGCUAUUCAUCCCAGCCGCUUUCUCGUUUGUCUGCCCGACUGAAGUCAUUGCGUUCCAAAACUGUUACGACGAGUUUCGUGACAGGAACUGCAGCGUCGCUUUCGUUUCGGUUGAUACCAAACAUUCCUUGUGGCACUGGCAAAACGUACCGCGGCAGUAUGGCGGUCUGGGUAAUAUCGAUAUCCCGUUAUUGAGUGACGCAACCCAUAAGAUUGGCAGAGACUAUGGUGUGCUUAUCGAAGAGGAGGGGGUGAGCCUUAGGGGGAUGUUCAUUGUUGACGGAGAGGGGCUCGUACAGCAGAUAACACUGAACAAUCUCACAGUCGGACGAAGUGUCCUGGAAGCUCUGCGUCUCCUUGAGGCUUUCCAAGCUGUCGCAAAACACGGGGUCCUUUGUCCCAUCGACUGGAAGCCUAACUCGCACGCUUCCGACACGAUGAAUACCAUCUCCAAUACACUGGUGGAGUCCUACGAGGACCGGCUGGCGAACCUGCAGAAAGAAUUUGGAGAUGUGAAGAUCACUGAUCUCGACGCGAAGCACAAAAGUACCGAUAACAUGGAGAAUGUACCCCAUGCGGAGUAUGUGAAUACCCCGGGCGUCCAUAUCGUUUCCUCGCCCGAAUCCCUCGAUCGAGUGCGCGAAGAGAAUUCUGAAACUCGGUACCCACCAUCGAGCCCAGGUCAUCCAAGCUGCAUACUUCGAGUAGGUCCGACAGAGCCAGGAGAGCUAUCUGUCAGUGAAAGUCUCGAGCAGACAGAGAACCUAUAG
Molecule: messenger RNA, 927 nt
Organism: Ascochyta rabiei
Lineage: Eukaryota; Fungi; Ascomycota; Dothideomycetes; Pleosporales; Didymellaceae
Product: Thioredoxin-dependent peroxiredoxin
Exons: 4
Coding region: 1-927 (308 amino acids)
Biological process (GO): cell redox homeostasis; response to oxidative stress; hydrogen peroxide catabolic process
Cellular component (GO): cytosol
Molecular function (GO): thioredoxin peroxidase activity
Source: RefSeq, a predicted model, not a curated record